Molecule: messenger RNA, 3215 nt
Organism: Diachasmimorpha longicaudata
Lineage: Eukaryota; Metazoa; Arthropoda; Insecta; Hymenoptera; Braconidae
Product: thioredoxin domain-containing protein 11
Exons: 4
Coding region: 1-2691 (896 amino acids)
Source: RefSeq, a predicted model, not a curated record
AUGAUGGUUGACGAAGGAAAAGACGAGGUGACGAGAAAUGUUGAUAACCAAAAUACCUCCACUAACACUCAAUGUUGCAACGUGGCGAGUGAAUCGCCACGAAAUCCAUCGUUAGAGGAGAGACUUGCCAGCAAGAUGUUGUCGUACUCACGUGAAACAGUUUGUUUAUUCAUAGGAAUUUUCACAUUUGGUCUUGCAUUCGCUGCACUUCACAAUGCAGCCCCCAGGAUAUCGAAGCCGCCACCGGCUCGACCAUUUUUCAAUGAAACCUCGGUGAUAAUUGAUUUUUAUAAGGGGCAAGUCAGUGCUAUGGUUGAACGAGUUUCGAGUUCUGAUGUGAGCUUUAUAAUGUAUUAUGCACCUUGGGAUGCUGAGUCUCAGAUCGUGAGAGAGGAGUUCGAGAUUGUGGCCCAACAGUAUCAUUCAAAGGUAUUUUUCUCGGCCAUAAAUUGCUGGCACCCAGGCUCAGAAUGUCGUGCACAGUACCCAAAGAUCCAGAGCUACCCAGUCCUGAUUCUUUACCCUCUUCGAGGUACUGGUGUCCAAUACCGGGGUAUAUCGACCGCCCCCUAUAUGAUGCGUUUCCUGGACAACUACCUGCACCCCCUAACCCGAAUAUCAAGCCAAGAGGAGUUGACUCCUCUCCUGAUCGCCAACGAAAUAGUCCUCGUAGGAUUUUUUAACUUCACCGGGCUACCCUCCAGCCCGGGCUACCAAGAUUUCUACAAACUAUCAGUCCGAUCCCUAGAGGGUGAUCCCAACCGAGAUAUAAAAUUUGCAUUAGUGACAUCCCCUCAGAUCGCUGAAGGCUUCAGUAUUUCCUCUUUUCCAUCAGCAAGUCUGCACCUAUGGAACGAAUCACUUAUCUAUCCCUCCGACAAAAUUUGGAGCUCCGAAAAUCUCCAACGCUGGUUGGAACAGUCUAUCCACCGAGUUUCCCUCUGGCUGCAGCCCCCAGGUAUAAAAUCACUGACCUUAGCCCCCUACCUCAAUACUGGCCCUGUCCUUUUCCUCUUCACUCCCAGAAAUCCCCUCCAUCCCGUCAACUACAACUACAGGCUCCUCCAGGAGAUAGCCCUCGAGUACCACAACUGUGAUUAUCUCUGGUGGACCACCACCCUCAUCCAGUAUCUUCAAAGGGAGAGGCACCAAUCUCAACACACACAUCGAGAAUCGAUAGCAAGAUGCUCGGAACUGCUGUCGAAAUCUGACGAGAACAGUAUUCCCCUCAGCAUUUCCCUCCAGCAGUGGGUCAACGAUAACUGUUGUGGGAAGAUCUUCAUGAAUAAAUGUCUCUUAUGUAGAAAGAGGGGCCCUGAAAACGUCUGCAACACUCUCCCAAGACAGCAGAAUGAAAUUUGUAAUCACCAAGACGUUUUCAAGAUUAUGAACGAAAAAGAUUUCGAUAAGCCCUCCUGCUGUGACGGCGAUCCUUGGAGCUUUGACGCGUCCUCAAAAUCGUCAGGUGUAUCGACCAGUAACAGGAGGCAUCCUUCCUCAAUGAUCACUGGGGAAAACGAUCCACGGUCCCCGGAGAAUCUGAGGAAACAAAGUGUUAGGGAAAACUGCAAAUAUUUUAUGAUCGGCGAUAACUAUCAUCCUCCAGUGUUUCCAGUUAGUCAUCAGGAUGAUGUUGAUGUGCAAUUGAAGGCCUCUGCUUGCAACAAUAACCGAUCGUUGUCCUUCAUCGCAAUAGAUAGUCUCACUUACUUUCAUUUUGCUGAGGGAUUGGGGAUUGAUUUGUUGAGGAUGGAGAAUACUACAGCUGUUGUCAUUCUUGAUUCUCUUCAGGAGAGCCACUACCUGAUGGACGAGGACCUGGGGAGGGAGUCCCUUAUCAAGUUUAUCAAUGAGUUUAGCAAUGGAUCCUUGCAGAGGAGGCUGAGGUCCGACUCGGGGAGGAGGUUUGCCAGAGACUUUCAGUCUGUCGAUGAGUGCAAGGGAGAGAGGAAGGAUGAGGUCUGCAUUCGUGAACUCACCACCGAGAGCUUUCUGCGGACUGCCUUGGACCCUCGCAAGGAUGUGGUCGUUCUCUAUCACUCGCCUUACUGUGCAUUCUGUGGUGCUGUUAGCUAUGUUUAUCUGACGGUUGCACAGUAUCUGAGGCAAAUGAGUAAUCUUGUAUUCGUUAGAAUCGAUGGGGAUAAUAAUGACUUGCCUUGGGAGUACAGCAUGAAUCGCUAUCCGGCGAUUCUCUUCUUUCCAGCGAAAAGAAAAGAGGACAGUACGGUCUAUCCAUUCAGCUUGCCAAUAACAAUUCCAAAUCUAUUAAAUUUCGUUCUCGCUAAUUUAAACGAUGAUUCACACAUCGAAGCACUGGUGAAUGUGUGUCACACUGGAGCUGGUGAGCCACCAAAAGACUGCGUAGCUAGAAUACGAAGGCUGUGCCUCGAUAUUAUUCAUAAUCAGCUGGGAAUUUACCGGAAGCUGCGGAGACAGAGUAGAUACCUGCCGAAGAUGACGUUGUCCGACAAAAGACGAGAGAUCUUGCGACGUUUGAAACACAUUCGAGAGAUUCACCUUAUCCUCAGCACUGUCGAUGAUCUCGAGACUGACGAGAAAUUUUUCACUAUUCUCAAAAAAUUCCGUGCGUACUACAGGAAUUCAAACAAAAAUGACAAUGAAAUCUGUGAAAUUUCGAAGACUCAGGAGAAAAACGAGAUAAUUAAACCUUUGAGAGACGAGUUAUGAUCACAAUUAAUAUUCAUCUCUUCAAAGAGACUCAUUUUAUGCAGUCAGAUGAAAACAAUGUACAGUCAUACAAUUAAUACGAGUAUGAGAUAAUGGAAGUGGUAAAACGUGACAAAACAAUCAAUUACCUAUUGAAUGUAAGUAAAAAUACCAGAAGAAAUUUUUUUUAAUACUCAUAAUUAAACAAUUGAUGAAAAAAUUUUUUUAUUCUCCUUGGAAAUUAAAAUUGUUCCUCUUUGGAACAACUUUAACCUGGACUGAUUUAAUGAGCCCAAUUCCGAGUUAUAAAUAUUUGGAAAAAUGUCAAAGGGUCCAUCUCGCUCUAAUCUUGCUUAAAAUAUUGUAGGGAAUGGAAUAGUGCGUAAAUUCAACGGAAAACGCCAAUUAUGAUUUCCAAAAUUCCAAGUUCUCGUCUUACCACUUCCCCAAACUCUAAUCAUGACCAUCAUCAUCAUCGUUAUCAUUCCCUUCGUCAUCAAGAAAAUGUAAAUAUUGUUAAAAAUAAAUAUAUCUAUUAUUUUAAA